Messenger RNA from Epinephelus lanceolatus (giant grouper), 5778 nucleotides. It is a transcript of the gene hspa12a, whose product is annotated as heat shock protein 12A. The record is from RefSeq and is a predicted model, not a curated record. Lineage: Eukaryota; Metazoa; Chordata; Actinopteri; Perciformes; Serranidae.
AAGGGCACAGCAUCCCUACUGGCUGUGAUGAGUUAAGCUGCUGCAGACUGGGCAGCGGCAGGAUUCCUGGCCAGGACAGCCGUUAAUGUUGUGGGAGGGGCGGACAGAGCAGCAGCAGCAGCAGUCUGGGGUCCAACAUCCUCUCUGCGAAGGCUGACUGCCCCUCUACUUUAAAAACCUGCAGACCCCAAAUCUUUUCCAUGUGACAUCAGACGGACUUUUCAUAGAACAGGAAGCGGCAGGGCGAAGUAACAUUAAAGGGGACAUCGAAUUAACGCGGAGGCUGUUUCUGUGGAAGUUUAUUUCCCUUUUUUGGCCCGGUAUUCCCAGUAAACCAGGAAAAUUGCUUGGUGUAGCUGUAUCGGUGAGAAGGCUCGGGAGGAGGUGAAACUGCGGGAUAUGAUGACCGAGAAAGAAACGGCGACUGAGAAGAUAAUAUCAGAUGCAAUGGCUAAUCCUUCUCCUGCAAAGAGUAUGGGUGACCCUGGAAUUACCCCACUGUCUCCUUCACAUACUCAGCAAAGCGACACAGACCAGGUACCGUCGGGGCCGUCCUAUGUGGUGGUAGUAGCCAUUGAUUUUGGCACCACAUCCAGCGGUUAUGCUUAUGCCUUCACUAAGGAGCCGGAGUGCAUUCACACUAUGAGACGUUGGGAAGGCGGGGACCCUGGUGUGUCCAAUCAGAAGACUCCAACCACAAUCCUGCUGACUCCAGACAGGAAGUUCCACAGUUUUGGCUAUGCAGCACGUGACUUCUACCAUGACCUGGACCCCAGCGAGUCCAAACACUGGCUCUAUCUGGAAAAAUUCAAAAUGAAGCUCCACACCACUGCAAAUCUGUCCAUUGACACCGACCUCCACGCAGCCAAUGGGAAGCGUGUGAAAGCUCUGGAUAUCUUUGCAUAUGCACUGGCCUUCUUCAAAGAGCAAGCACUUAAGGAGCUGAGUGAUCAGACAGGCGGUGAGUUUGACAACAAUGAUGUGAGAUGGGUGAUCACUGUUCCUGCCAUUUGGAAAAUGCCUGCAAAGCAGUUCAUGAGGGAAGCUGCCUAUAAGUCUGGUCUGGUGUCCCGUGAAAACCCAGAGCAGCUGAUCAUCGCCUUAGAACCUGAGGCAGCAUCAAUCUAUUGCCGCAAGCUCCGCCUCCACCAGAUGGUGGAUCUAGGCACCCAAACCAUCCAGAACGGCUGCAGCCCCACUGACAACAUGGGGAGUGCAAUGACCCAAGCAAAGGAGCAUGUUCGGCGCAACCGGCAGAGCCGCACCUUUUUGGUGGAAAAUGUCAUAGGGGAGCUUUGGUCGGAACUGGAAGAAGGUGACCGUUAUGUGGUGGUGGAUUGUGGCGGAGGAACAGUGGACCUGACUGUCCAUCAGAUCCGUCUUCCAGAGGGACAUCUAAAGGAGCUCUACAAGGCCUCAGGUGGUCCCUAUGGCUCUAUCGGGAUUGACUAUGAAUUUGAGAAGCUGCUGUGUAAGAUCUUUGGCCAGGAUUUCAUUGACCAAUUUAAGAUCAAGAGGCCAGCCGCUUGGGUGGACCUGAUGAUUGCGUUUGAGUCUCGAAAGAGGGCAGCAGCCCCUGAUAGAACCAACCCCCUCAAUAUUAACCUGCCCUUUUCCUUCAUUGACUACUACAAGAAGUUCAGGGGCCACAGUGUGGAGCACGCACUUCGCAAAAGCAAUGUGGACUUUGUUAAAUGGUCGUCACAGGGGAUGCUGAGGAUGAGUCCAGAUGCCAUGAAUUCCCUCUUCAAGCCCACCAUAGACCACAUCAUCCAACAUCUCACUGAGCUGUUUGAGAAGCCAGAGGUGAGCGACAUAAAGUUCCUGUUCUUAGUCGGAGGCUUUGCUGAGUCUCCCCUGCUGCAGCAAGCUGUCCAGGACAUGCUCCAGGGCCGCAGCCGCAUCAUCAUACCCCAUGAUGUUGGCCUUACCAUUCUGAAAGGUGCUGUGCUGUUCGGCCUGGACCCCAGCAUCAUUAAAGUCCGCCGCUCACCCCUCACAUAUGGGGUGGGCGUCCUCAAUCGCUUUGUGGAAGGCAAGCACCCACCGGAAAAGCUGCUGGUGAAAGAUGGCACACGCUGGUGCACCGAUGUCUUUGACACCUUCAUCGCUGCUGACCAGUCUGUGGCACUGGGUGAGAUGGUGAAACGGAGCUACACGCCGGCCAAGCCCUCUCAGCAGGUUAUUGUCAUCCACGUCUACUGCUCCGAGAAGGAGAAAGUGGGAUUCAUCAGUGAGCCCAGCGUGAGGAAGUGUGGGACACUUCGCUUGGAUGUGAGUGGAACGGAAAGCACAGCACCGCGCCGUGAGAUCCAGACACUCAUGCAGUUUGGUGACACAGAGAUUCGGGCUAUGGCAGUGGAUGUGUCCACCGGACGCACCGUUAAAGCUAGCAUCGACUUCCUAAGCCAUUAAGAAGGGAACAAGAGAGCUAAUGUUCCAAAAUUGUUGGAGCAAUGAAAAUUGAAACAUACACCUUAAACACACACAAACACACAACAAGCUGUGGAUAUUUACUGAAAAGUGGUAAGGAUAAUGAAUCUCAAGGCUCAGUCACUCUCAGUUUAAGUGUUUAUGGUACAUGGUUUGAAUGAAAGUUCUAAACUUCACCUUAGAAUCUAUGUUACGACAAAAAAAAAAGAAAAAGUUCUGUGUGAUUUAUGUCCAUCACCUCAUUUUGACCCUGUAGUCUAUUUGCUGAGGAGGUCCAUAGUGUUCUUACCUUCUUCAAACCCUUUUACCCCAUGCUGAGGCUAAUGCUUUGUUGAGUCAGGUUGAAGAGCUGCUCACAGGAAAGAUGAAGGCUUAUUCACUUCCUAUUCACCAUUGCAGGACAGCUUUUCAAAUCUUCUCUCAGUGCAUUCCAGAGGAAAGACUCUCAAAGCCAUACAUCAAUAAUAUUCUAACACUAACACUGUGGAUACACAUUCAGAAUGUAUCUUUACAUGCAUCGGUUUCUUUCUGUCAGAUGACAGCAGAUCAUUGUGUAUUUGUGCACUACAAAAAUUAUUGUGUAUAAGGUCAUAAUAACAAGUCAUCAAGCUUUUGGAACAGCUACUUCAGUACAGUUCUGAGGGCCAUAUUAGUGGCUUUUGCAAGAUUCAACCCUUUUAACACAGUGCAAACUGUUAAUACGUCACACUGCUGCCGGCCAUUUUCCAAAUCAUACCAUUUUAUUUUACAUUGAUUUCCUUCAUUCAAGGAACAAUAGAUAAUUACUCAUUACUAAGAAAAGGGGGUUAGGCCAAGCUUGGCUAGGCCAUUUAAUUGGACUACUGUCCAUUGGGAGGAGAAAUAUUAUUAUUCACUGAAGUAUGUCCAAGUCCGCUACGAUAGGUGGUGAUAUGCGCCCUUUCAGCUUGUUAGUAUUGGACCCUUUUCUGGUUGACCCAUCACGUCAAAUAUAAAACAAUUGACAAAUAAGUUAGCUACAGUUAGCUAGUGGCAAACUGGCACCAUGGCGGACAACUUUCCAGCUCUACACCUUUUGCCCGUCCAUGACUCUGGAUGUAGAUUACGUUAUGUUGUUACCGGCCUCUUCUUUCAACUCCCAAUCACAUUAUCUGGGUGUGUUAGUCCGACUUUGAGAAAUUCAAUUUAGUACGUUUUCUGUCAGACUAACGUGUUUACAUGUAUUUUAAAAGUCUGUUUUUUAGUUGGACUAACACAAUAUAUAGAUUUUCUCUGUCAUGUAUAUGUACUGACUGUUAGCUUGCAUUUUUAGCUUAUUCAUAAUAAAGAACUACUGGCCUAACAAGCUUUGUAUGGCUAUGUAAAACAUAUCGGCCAUGGAUUAAGAUGGCAACAAAAGUUGCCUGUGUUAAUAUCGUUAAUAUAAUAGUAAACUAACUGUUCACAUCCAGGAGACUUAGAGCAAUAUGAGCAUUUACUUUAACACUUUUAACACACUGCUUCUUUUUUUUUUUUUUUUUUAGCUUUUUCAUAACAAUUCAUCAGUUGUCUAACCAGCUCGACAUGGCUGAUUAAAACACACCAUCUGUGGAUAAAGAUGGGUCUUGGAUUCGAAACAUUUCUGAAAAAUAUAUUAUGCUUGUUCAACAGAUAAGCAGCUUUUACUGCCUCCCUUAUUGGCAGGUUUUGUUACACUUGUGGCAGAGAGCAUUGCAGACAACAGGAGAACCAACCUUAAACCUUUGUCUCUAAACUACUGUAGUAAAAAAAAGUCUCCAUUCAGACUUAUCUCACCUACUUAAGAACUGAUACAUGUUACCAAAUGAUAGUCCACCACUGGUACCACAAAGGCAAUAUCCCUACCUGGGAGAUAGGAAAUCAGUCUAAAAACUGAGGGCAUACCUCUAAGAAUCACCACCAAAAAUAUCAAGUAAUCAGAAUUUUAACCAACAGGCUAAAUAAUGCAAAACCACCAGUAUGUUCCUUUAAGAUGAUCCUCAGCUAAAUCUUAAUCCAAGAAUGUGAAACAUGCUGCAAGGUCAAUCUGAAAAGCAAGUACAGCUAUCAAAUGCGCUUAAUUGUUGCCUUUAUUUGUUAAUGCUUCUGACUAUUAGAUGUGGACAAAAUGCCCCUUGCCCACUUGAAUAUUUGAUCCAGGUGUGAUUCUGCACAGAGGUGCAGGCCAGUUGAAACAGCCUGAAGUGUUUAUUUCUGUAAAUACAGUAUUUAAAUAUUGUACAGAUUUUUAGUAUUGUUUUUGCAGCUUUAGAACCGAGAGAGAGAGAGAGAGAGAGAGAGAGUGAAUGUGAGAUUGGGUUUGUGUAUGUGUGCUUUAACACAAUCAUCUCUCAACAUUUUGUUCUCACCAGCCAGAGCAUAAGAGGCUGAGGCAGAUUUGAUUGCUUUGUUUAUUCACAGUGAGAUAUUGUAUGUCUUCUGUUACUCUCUUUUUCGCUAUCAUUAAAAGAAACUUGAAUACCUCCGUCCUUAAAAAGGCAUUUCAAAUAUGAAAUGGUAGCAGUAUCUAAAUGUGUCCAAUCCUCCUUUCCAUCCCUCUUGCAGUACUGUAGGGUAGUUAGUUCUGUCGGGAUUUCAUCAUGAUUUAUAACAUAUUCACUGAAUAAAUAUUAAGACAAUAUUUUUCCCCUUACUGUGAAGAUAUUGAGUCACUGAAUUUAGAAAUUAUAGUUUCUUUGACUGAGGCAUAGUCAGCAAUAACCAUACAAGUGAAAAGCCACAUUUUCAAAUGCUUAUGAAAGGUUUAAGUUUUAAUUAAGAGUGCCUAGUAUGAAUAAAACGUGAUGUCAAGAGUCAUUCACCCUAUCAGGGCAUACACUACAUUCCCUCGCCCGCCUAAUGAUAUACUUAGCUUUAUAUAUGUGUGACUUCAGACAUAAUCUCUGAGCACUGGUUGUGAAUUCAUCAGAGGCUUUUGUCACGUCUAAAUGUUGGACACGUGAAAAAGUGUCAAAGGCUAAAUUAAAGGGACAUUGCUUUGUGUUAUCUCUUACCUUAAUCAACCUCCUCUGGCAGCCAGGAGAAACAGCACUGGUAAAAAAGAUUCUCUGUCCUCAGUCAAGCAUGGUGAUGUAGUGACCACAUCACGCAGUGGCUCUGUGGGUGUUACCUCUCAUUGACAGCAUUGUCAAUGGUGCAAAUUCAUGUGUGAAGGUCACAGUAUGCUUUAAAGCAGCACAUUCUCACUCUGAUCUCGUUACAUGUCCGUGUUUGGUCAUGGACUUUCCAUGUCAAGAUAUGACGUGCAACGUACCCUGAGGUGCAUUGGUUAUUAACGUUUUGGGACACUGUGUCAGCGUCAACUUGAUACAUACAUUGUUUUAAAAAUACACUUCUGUUUUCACAGGA